This is a messenger RNA of Cuscuta europaea, 1166 nucleotides long. The record is from the annotation of a GenBank genome assembly. NCBI's taxonomy places the organism in Eukaryota, Viridiplantae, Streptophyta, Magnoliopsida, Solanales, Convolvulaceae.
UCAUAGUGGUUGAUCAGGAUGGGAAAGGGGACGUUCGGACGAUUCAAGGUGCUGUUGAUUUGGUGCCUCAAUAUAACUACGAAAGGGUCAAAAUUUUAAUUCUUCCCGGCAUUUACAGAGAAAAGGUUCACAUUCCUGCAUCAAAGCCAUACAUAUCAUUGAUCGGAGACGAAGAUAUGCCGUCCAAGACCGUCAUAUCAUGGCACGACAAGGCAUCCGACAGAGCCUCAGAUGGGGUUUUAGGGACUACAAGGACAGCCACCCUCCAAGUAUUUGCUGACUAUUUCUGUGCCACUGGAAUCACUGUUGAGGUAGUGAUCGAAUAUGAUCGAAUAUAACUUUCCAAAUGCUUUGUGAAUAUAUAAUAAUGAUUAAUGUUUCAGAACACAGUGGUGGCAAGGCCUGGAGGUGAAGGAAUGCAGGCUGUUGCAGUGAACAUAAACGGGGACAGGGCGGUGUUCUACAAAUGCAGGUUCUUGGGGUCACAAGAUACACUCCUGGAUGACAUCGGGGUGCAUUAUUUUUACCAAUGUUACAUUCAAGGGAUGGUCGAUUUCAUCUGUGGAAAUGCCAGAUCACUGUAUCAGGGGUGUGUUAUUAAUUCAGUAGGGCCUGGAGCUAUUGCAGCACAGCACAGGAACUCACCAAGCGAAAACACAGGCUACUCAUUUGUGAACUGCAGAAUAACUGGCCUUGGGAAGACCCUUCUGGGAAGAGCCUGGGGAGAGUUUUCUCGAGUGGUCUACGCCAAGUGUGAUAUCAGUGACGUCAUACUUCCUUCUGGAUGGAGCGACUGGAACAUCCUGUCUCGGCAAAAGAAUUCCAUCUUUGCAGAAUACCAGAAUAGAGGUCCUGGAGCAAGUAGAGAGAGGAGGGUACCAUGGUCAAAGAACUUGAGCGAUGAAGAAGCUCGGCAAUACAUAGACACAACCUUCAUAGAGGGAGAUCAAUGGCUUAGACUAGUUCCAGUGUAGCUUUAUCCUCAGUCCUCACUUCGUACUUCAAAUUCAAAUUACUUGUGUAUAUAUACAAUACUAGUUUUGUGAGCGCCCGUUGAUUUAGAGGCUGUUUGGAGCACCCAAAAUGGGCUCAUAAGCCUGAAUGUAUAAAAACAUCACCAAAACACUUGCUCAAUUGGCUAUUUGGGCUGAUUUUUAUUACUCCCU